UUCCACAUCUCUAGGUGGGCGGAGUGGCCUCCUGUGGACGAAUCAGAUUCCUCCCCUGCACCAACUUCAAGUAAUGAGCCAGGGUUCAGGGUCCCAGACACGCAGGCGGCAGCAGCAGCAGCAGCAGCAGCAGCAGCAGCAGCAGGAGCUGUGGGGAAGACCAGAGUCCAGAGCCAUGGAAGACCAGCGCGACCUUAUCUCCAACCAUGAGCAAGUGCCCAUGCUGGGCCAGCGCCCUAGAGCCACGGAGAGCAACUGCAGCCGUGGAGCACUGUACACAGGCUUUUCCGUCCUGGUGGCUCUGCUCCUGGCUGGCCAGGCCACCACUGCCUACUUUCUGUACCAGCAGCAGGGCCGUCUGGACAAGCUGACGGUCACUUCACAGAACCUGCAGCUGGAGAACCUGCGCAUGAAGCUUCCGAAGCCUUCCAUGCCUGUGAGCAAGAUGAGGAUGGCUGCCCCCCUGAUGAUGCAGGCCCUGCCCAUGGAAGGCCUGUCCCAAGGGCCCACACAGAAUGCCACCAAGUACGGAAAUAUGACACAGGAUCACGUGAUGCACCUGCUCCUGAAGGCCGACCCCCUGAAGGUGUACCCACAGCUGAAGGGGACCUUCCUAGAGAACCUGAAACACCUUAAGAGCACCAUGGAGAACCCGGACUGGAAGGUCUUUGAGAGCUGGAUGCAUUACUGGCUCUUGUUCGAAAUGAGCAAGAACUCCCAGGAGAAAACGCCCACUGAGGCUCCAACAAAAGUACUAACCAAGUGCCAGGAAGAGGUCAGCCACAUCCCCGCCGUCCACCCGGGCAUGUUCAGUCCCAAGUGCGACGAGGAUGGCAACUAUAUGCCGCUGCAGUGCUAUGGGAGCAUUGGCUACUGCUGGUGCGUCUUCCCCAACGGCACCGAGGUCCCCCACACCAGGAGCCGCGGGCGCCAUAACUGCAGUGAGCCACUGGAAAUGGAGGACCCGUCUUCUGGGCUGGGUGUGACCAAGCCGGAACAGGGCCAAGUCAUCAUGUGAGGACAGCGGAGGCAGUCUCCAGCACUCAGCCAGCCCACAUGGCCACAGCUUUCUUGCUCCCCUCUGCCCCAGUCCCAGCCCUCCCCCUCCCCUUGCAACCCCCCACCCGCUCCCACCCCAUACCUCAUUCCAUGAGACCCUGGUGCCUGUUUCUCCAUCUUCCUUGGAUGUGACAAGUCGAGUCUGAACAGCACAGAUAAUAAUGCAGGAAGUCCCUGCUGCCCACCCCCCAUCUGUCAACAGGGACUUGAGGCCUAAAAAGGUGGGCCAAAAGCUAAGCAGACCUGUUUCUGACAUCACAGCAGCCUCCAACGUGGGCUUCCAAGAUCUAAGCCCAUGGACAAAGUGCGAAGGCACAGGGAGAUGGGACAAACCUGCCCCUAAACCACAGGCUGACACAUUUGCUGUCCUCUCCCCUGAUGGCCUUUGGCCUCAGCUUUUUCAGCCCAUUUACCUGGGGGAAGAGCCACUCUCUUCCCUUCCCCAGCAUCACUCCCCAGGAAGAACCCAGCCUCUCCCCACUUCCUGCCAGCUCCCGUUCCCUGUGCUUGGCCAAGCUUGUCAUCAGCCCUCAUGGCUUGGCUCAUGUAAGAAUAAAGGGUAGUGAGUAGAACACUCUGGCUCUUCUGCUGGGAUCCAGUUUGUUUAACUGAAGACCUUAAACCCAGUCAUCCAGGUGGCAAAACGUGGCCCAAGGAGCCCAAAGACGGAUGCCUGUGGGGCCAGGCAGGGCCAAGGGGGCUGUAGUCUUUGGACAGAGACACAUUUGGUUGCAUGUUUAACACAUAUAAACUCUUCCAAAAAGAAA
This is a messenger RNA of Cynocephalus volans (Philippine flying lemur), 1826 nucleotides long. It is a transcript of the gene CD74, whose product is annotated as CD74 molecule. The transcript has 9 exons. Gene Ontology annotation, biological process: positive regulation of peptidyl-tyrosine phosphorylation; positive regulation of cytokine-mediated signaling pathway; antigen processing and presentation. The coding region runs from base 74 to 1018 and encodes 314 amino acids. Gene Ontology annotation, molecular function: macrophage migration inhibitory factor binding; MHC class II protein binding; cytokine receptor activity. The record is from RefSeq and is a predicted model, not a curated record. NCBI's taxonomy places the organism in Eukaryota, Metazoa, Chordata, Mammalia, Dermoptera, Cynocephalidae. Gene Ontology annotation, cellular component: membrane; cytoplasm; cell surface.